UCCGGUCCGGUUCGGUCCAGACAGCCUCCAGCUAGCCCCCCCGAAACGACCCCCGGGCACCCCGGCGGGGCUUGGCGGAGCCCCUGAGUUCGGCCCGGUUCGGCCCACUUGGGCCCCGGACUCGAACCCCGAGCCCGGGGCCCCUCGCCAUGUCCUCGGCCAGCGACCCCGGAGGCCGCUUCCCGCUGCACCUGCUGGUCUGGAACAACGACUACCGGCAGCUGGAGAAGGAGCUGCGGGACCAGAACGUGGAGGCCGUGGACCCUCGAGGCCGAACUUUAUUGCAUCUUGCCGUGUCCUUGGGACACUUGGAAUCCGCUCGGGUCCUGCUGCGACAUAAAGCUGAUGUCACCAAAGAAAACCAUGAGGGAUGGACAGUGUUGCACGAAGCGGUGAGCACCGGCGACCCCGAGAUGGUCUACGUGGUUCUGCAGCACCGGGACUACCACAACACCUCCACGGCCCUCGAGGGGGUGCCCGAGCUGCUCCAGAAAAUUCUAGAGGCUCCGGAUUUCUAUGUGCAGAUGAAGUGGGAAUUCACCAGCUGGGUGCCCUUGGUUUCUAGAAUCUGUCCGAACGACGUGUGUCGAAUAUGGAAAAGCGGUGCCAAGCUGCGUGUCGACAUCACCUUGCUGGGGUUCGAGAACAUGAGCUGGAUCCGAGGGAGGCGCAGCUUUAUAUUUAAGGGAGAAGACAACUGGGCCGAGCUGAUGGAAGUGAACCACGAUGACAAAGUGGUCACCACGGAGCGCUUUGACCUCUCCCAGGAGAUGGAGCGCCUCACCCUGGACCUCAUGAAGCCCAAAAACAGGGAGGUCGAGCGGCGGCUCACCAGCCCGGUUAUCAACACCAGUCUCGACACGAAAAAUAUCGCUUUCGAAAGAACUAAAUCCGGAUUCUGGGGCUGGAGGACAGAUAAAGCAGAAGUUGUUAAUGGUUACGAAGCAAAGGUUUACACAGUCAACAACGUGAACGUCAUCACCAAAAUCCGGACAGAACAUCUGACCGAAGAGGAAAAAAAGAGAUAUAAAGCCGACAGGAGCCCCCUGGAGUCUCUGCUAGGCACCGUGGAACACCAGUUUGGCGCUCAAGGGGACCUCACCACCGAAUGUGCCACCGCCAACAACCCCACAGCCAUCACGCCUGACGAAUACUUCGACGGGGACUUUGACCUCAAAGACCGCGACAUUGGGAGGCCCAAGGAGCUGAGCAUCAGGACACAGAAGUUUAAAGCGACCCUGUGGAUGUGCGAGGAGUUCCCGCUCUCGCUGGUGGAACAGGUCAUCCCCAUCAUCGACCUCAUGGCCCGCACCAGCGCCCAUUUCGCCAGACUCCGAGAUUUCAUCAAACUGGAGUUCCCGCCCGGGUUCCCUGUGAAAAUAGAAAUCCCCUUGUUUCAUGUCUUAAAUGCCCGGAUCACGUUUGGAAACGUAAACGGCUGUAGCACAGCAGAAGAAACUGCAGCUCAGAAUGUGGAAGGCACCCAGCCGGAUUCAGCAGCGCAGAUGACCAAUUUUGAGGUGGAUCAGUCCGUAUUUGAGAUUCCCGAGUCCUACCACGUGCAGGACAACGGCCGCAACAUGCACCUGCAGGAUGAAGACUACGAGAUCAUGCAGUUCGCCAUCCAGCAGAGCCUGCUUGAGUCCAGUCGUGCCCAGGACCUUUCGGGACCAGCUUCCAAUGGAGGUAUCAGCCAGACACAGGCCUACGAUGACGACCAGUACGAGAGGGCCAUCCAGGAAAGCCUCCUCGCCAGUUCCGAGGGCCUGUGCCCCAUCUCCAGCGAGUCCAGCCGCUUCGACAGCGACUUACAGCUGGCCAUGGAGCUGUCGGCCAAGGAGCUGGAGGAGCAGCAACUGCGGCUCCGUGAGGAGGAGGCAGAGCUGCAGCAAGUCCUGCAACUGUCGCUCACCGAGAAAUAGACCUCUGGGCCCCGUGGGCUGCACCAGGAGCCUCUGUUCCGCACACGAAGGCCCCAGGGCCGGGUGGGGGGCUGUCCUCACGUACUGCCACAGCCGGGCCCCACUUACACACCUGCACACCAUCGGAGGAGCAGGAGCAGGACCCCAGGCCCUCCCACCGUGCUCCCUGGCGAAGGGCUGGAGACAGGCCGGUCCCAUCACCAGGCUAACGGGAGGAGAGAGCAGAGAGCGUGUCAUUUUCCAUUAGCUAGGCUGGCUUGCAGGUCACAUUUUUUAAUACCAGCUUUAGACAGAAGCCUUCCCC
This is a messenger RNA of Suncus etruscus (white-toothed pygmy shrew), 2226 nucleotides long. It is a transcript of the gene ANKRD13A, whose product is annotated as ankyrin repeat domain 13A. The record is from RefSeq and is a predicted model, not a curated record. Lineage: Eukaryota; Metazoa; Chordata; Mammalia; Eulipotyphla; Soricidae. The transcript has 15 exons. Bases 150 to 1922 code for a protein of 590 amino acids. Gene Ontology annotation, molecular function: protein binding. Gene Ontology annotation, cellular component: cytoplasm.